This is a messenger RNA of Prunus mume (Japanese apricot), 1282 nucleotides long. NCBI's taxonomy places the organism in Eukaryota, Viridiplantae, Streptophyta, Magnoliopsida, Rosales, Rosaceae. The record is from RefSeq and is a predicted model, not a curated record.
CAAAUCAUUCUCCUCCUCCAUUAAAGGUAACCAAUCUGCAACAAUUGACCUGAAGCAUCUAGAACAAGAAAGAAACAUGAGUUCAAACCCUGAUAUGGCAUAUGUACCAAAUGUUCAAGAACUGGUAAAGAGUGACCCUUCGCAGGUCCCUGAAAAAUUCCUCAUAAUUAGGAAUGAAGAAGACGAGCCAAGAAAUGAUCUUUCUUCCAGGAUCCCUAUCAUUGAUCUUUCUUUGCUCUCUAGAGGCCACAAGGAAGAGCUUGACAAACUGGACCAGGCUUGCAAAGAACGGGGAUUCUUUCAGGUGGUGAAUCAUGGAGUGGCAACAGAACUGUUGCAGGAGAUGAAGGAUGGGACGGCCAAGUUCUUUGAACUUCCAUUAGAAGAGAAGAAUAAGAUUCGUAUGGCAUCGGGUGAGUUUCAAGGCUACGGGCAGCUCUUUGGUGCUUCCCAAGUGCAGAGAAUGGACUGGUCUGACGCACUGCUUCUCAGUCUUUACCCAGAACAAAACAGGAAUCUUAAGUUUUGGCCAACAGAACCAGAGGGAUACAAGGAGGUUAUUGAGGCAUAUUCAAGUGAAGUCAAAAGAGUUGGAGAGGAGCUUCUAAGGUCUCUAUCUAUAAUUAUGGGGUUGGAGAAGCAUACUCUUCUUAGCCUACACAAAGAGUUGAGCCAAGCUUUGCGGGUGAACUACAUUCCUCCAUGCUCCAUGCCUGAUAAAGUACUAGGUCUAAGUCCACACUCGGACACGACCACCAUAACCAUACUCAUGCAAGAAGACUAUGUAACCGGAUUACAGAUUCAAAAAGAAGGGGAAUGGGUGCCGGUGAAGCCAAUUCCAAACGCUCUCGUUGUGAAUGUGGGAGAUGCUAUUGAGAUAUGGAGCAAUGGGAAGAACAAGAGUAUUGAACACAGAGCUGUCGCAAACAAAAGCAAAAGGAGGAUAUCUUAUGCUUCAUUUCUUUGUCCGCAUGUUGAUGCUGAAGUCGAACCAUUUGAUAAUAUGGUGGAGACAUCAAAAAUGUAUAAGAAAGUUAGAUAUGGAGAGUAUAUUUUUUCUUCCUUGAAGGGUAAACUUAAGGGGAAGGCGCAUAUUGAAACGGCUAAGGCUGGAAAUUGAGCAACUGUUUCUAUUUCCAAAAGCCGGAUCAAGUCUUCCUUGAUGACUUUGAGUGGGCCUGUUAAUAAAAUAACAUCAAGCUUGUUGAAUUUCAUUUCUCUGUACAUGUAAGAAUAUGCACUUAUCUCUUUUGUUUGAUAAAUAAAAUAAAUCUUAUCCACU